This is a messenger RNA of Anas platyrhynchos (mallard), 9770 nucleotides long. RefSeq names its product dishevelled associated activator of morphogenesis 2 (gene DAAM2). NCBI's taxonomy places the organism in Eukaryota, Metazoa, Chordata, Aves, Anseriformes, Anatidae. The record is from RefSeq and is a predicted model, not a curated record. Gene Ontology annotation, biological process: positive regulation of canonical Wnt signaling pathway; regulation of non-canonical Wnt signaling pathway; negative regulation of oligodendrocyte differentiation. Gene Ontology annotation, molecular function: actin binding; small GTPase binding.
UUUAGAGGGUGCUUGCUGUGGACAGGUGCUGGAGGGAGACCUGAUGCUCUUGAACAUGAGCAUGAAGCUGAGCUGAGAAGCAGGAGCUAAUUCCAUUUAACACUGAAGUUCCUUCUGUUUGGUACUACUCUGUGUGUAUCAGGCUGAGGACUUAUCUUCCAAGCUCUGUUCUUCAAGAGUCAAAACACUGAAGAUCCUUGGAUGUUUCAGCUGUUCUGUGCAGGAGAAACAGUCAUACUCCUAAAAUGUGGGCUGAGGAGCCUGAUCAGAAAACCAUCUCUACUGUCGCAGCAGCUGUACUAAGUCAUCUGAAGGUGAAGUUUUCCUACGUGACAAGGCCUUGAACUGAACACAGAACUAUACAGAGAGAGAAGAACAAAUCAGAAACUACACAGAUCAUCCAGAGCUUCUGACAUCUUGCAGUUUCACUGAUUAUGCUGGAAGAACAUGAUCAGAAGAUAGCAUCAUACACAAUGAUCAUGGCCCCACGGAAGAGGAAUCGUCAUGCGUUGGGGUUUCUUUGUUGUUUUGGAGGUAGUGACCUCCCUGAAAUCAACCUCAAGGACAACAACCCCCUCCAGUUCCUUGAGUUUUCUGUCCCAAUACCACCUGCAGAGGAGCUCAAUGCCAGGUUCUCUGAACUUGUGGAUGAAUUGGAUCUUACAGACAAGAACAGAGAGGCUAUGUUUGCACUCCCUCCAGAGAAGAAAUGGCAGAUUUACUGCAGCAAAAAGAAGGAACAAGAAGAUCCCAAUAAGCUUGCCACCAGCUGGCCAGACUACUACAUUGACCGCAUCAAUUCCAUGGCAGCAAUGCAGACGCUGUAUGCUUUCGAUGAAGAAGAAACAGAAAUGAAAAAUAAAAUAGUUGAAGACUUGAAGACAGCUCUGCGGACUCAGCCCAUGAGGUUUGUGACCAGGUUCAUUGAGCUGGAUGGCCUGAGCUGUUUGCUGAACUUCCUGAAGAGCAUGGACUAUGAGACCUCAGAGAGCCGUAUACACACAUCCGUUAUAGGGUGUAUCAAGGCACUGAUGAACAACUCCCAAGGACGGGCUCAUGUCCUGGCUCAUCCAGAGAGUAUCAACAUCAUCUCCCAAAGCUUACGGACUGAGAACAUCAAGACCAAGAUUGCUGUGCUAGAGAUCCUAGGGGCUGUCUGCUUGGUACCAGAUGGUCACAAGAAAGUCUUGCAAGCCAUGCUUCACUAUCAAGUCUAUGCUGCAGAAAGGACAAGAUUCCAGACAUUGUUGAAUGAGCUAGACCGAAGUAUGGGGCGAUAUCGAGAUGAAGUAAAUCUCAAAACAGCUAUCAUGUCCUUUAUCAAUGCUGUUCUGAAUGCUGGGGCUGGUGAGGACAAUUUGGAGUUCCGAUUACACCUACGAUAUGAAUUUCUAAUGCUGGGAAUUCAGCCUGUUAUUGACAAGCUAAGAGGACAUGAGAAUGCAACACUUGACAGGCACUUAGAUUUCUUUGAAAUGGUCAGAAAUGAAGACGACCUGGAACUUGCCAAGCGGUUUGACCUGAUCCACAUUGAUACAAAAAGUGCCUCACAGAUGUUUGAAUUGAUCAAGAAAAGAUUGAAGCACACAGAUGCCUAUCCCUAUUUGUUAUCCAUCCUCCAGCACUGCUUGCAGAUGCCAUAUAAGAGGAAUGGAGGAAAUUUUCAGCAAUGGCAGCUGUUGGACAGAAUACUCCAACAAAUUGUCCUGCAGGAUGAACGAGGAGAUGAUCCAGAUAUAGCUCCGCUGGAAAACUUCAAUGUCAAAAAUAUAAUUAAAAUGCUGGUGAACGAAAAUGAAGUCAAGCAGUGGAGGGAUCAGGCAGAGAAGUUUCGGAAAGAUCAUGCCGAGCUGAUGAGCAGGCUAGAGAAGAAGGAGCGGGAAUGUGAGACAAAGACCCAGGAGAAAGAUGAAAUGAUGAAGACACUGAACAAAAUGAAGGAUAAGCUGCAGAAGGAAUCCUUGGAGUUGCGCCAGACUCGGGACCAGAUGAAUGACCUGGUAGCUCAACUUAAUGAGUUCUCGCACGGGGGCAGUAUUUCCUUCCCACCCCCACCACCCCCUCCUCCAGGUGGCCCACUGGCUUUGUCGUCUUCUCUCAUGUCUGAGAAUUUGCCCCCGCUGCCACCUCCUCUGCCCUUCUCCAGCUGCCCCCCUCCUCCUGCUCCACCACCUCCUCCAGGAGGACCUCCUCCCCCACCAGGAGCACCACCCUUCUUCAGCAUGGGGAUGCCCCCUCCUUCAACAACCACCUUCAGCAGCAGUGGCACCAGCCUGAAGAAGAAAUCUAUCCCGCAGCCUUCACACCCACUGAAAUCCUUCAACUGGGCUAAGCUGAGUGAGGAGAGGAUCCAUGGCACAAUCUGGAAUGAGAUUGAUGAUUUAAAGGCAUUCAAGGUGCUGGAUCUAGAAGAUUUUGAAAAGAUGUUCUCAGCAUAUCAGAGACACCAGGACCUGCUAACUAACCCCUCCUCCUGUAAGCAGAAAGAGAUGGGUUCAACAGAAGACCUUUACCUCUCCACACGGAAGGUGAAAGAGCUCUCUGUGAUUGAUGGCCGGAGGGCCCAGAAUUGUGUCAUUCUCCUUUCCAAGCUGAAGCUGUCUAAUGAAGAAAUCCGACAAGCAAUCUUGAAGAUGGAUGAACAAGAAGACCUAGCAAAAGAUAUGCUUGAGCAGCUACUGAAGUUUGUUCCUGAGAAGAGUGAUACCGACCUGUUGGAGGAGCAUAAACAUGAAAUCGAGCGCAUGGCCCGGGCAGAUCGUUUCCUCUUUGAAAUGAGCAGGAUUGACCACUACCAGCAGCGGCUCCAAGCAUUAUUCUUUAAGAAGAAGUUUCCAGAGAGGCUGGCAGAAGCAAAGCCAAAAGUAGAAGCCAUUCUUCUGGCAUCCAAAGAACUCAUCCGCAGCAAACGUUUGAGGCAACUCCUGGAGGUGGUUCUGGCCUUUGGCAAUUAUAUGAACAAGGGCCAAAGGGGAAGUGCAUAUGGCUUCAAAGUCUCCAGCUUGAACAAAAUUGCAGACACCAAAUCCAGCAUAGACAGGAACAUUACACUGUUGCACUACUUGAUUAUGAUCUUUGAGAAGAAUUAUCCAGAUAUCCUAGAUAUUCAAUCUGAGUUGCAGCAUCUUCCAGAAGCAGCAAAAGUCAACCUGGUAGAGCUGGAGAAGGAAGUCAACAACAUAAAGACCGGAUUGAAAGCUGUUGAAGCUGAGCUGGAUUAUCAGAAGAGACGCAUACGGGAAUCAGGUGACAGGUUUGUUCCCGUCAUGAGUGAUUUCAUCACUGUGGCCAGUUUCAGCUUCUCAGAGUUAGAAGACCUUCUCAACGAAGCUAGAGACAAGUAUGCCAAGGCACUGAAGCAUUUUGGAGAGAAUGAGGGCAAGAUGCAGCCAGAUGAAUUUUUUGGCAUCUUCGACACUUUCUUGCAGUCGUUUGCAGAGGCAAAGCAAGAUCUGGAGAAUAUGAGGAAGAAAAAGGAAGAGGAGGAGCGCAGGGCACGCAUGGAGGCCAUGCUGAAAGAGCAAAGGGAAAAAGAGAGGCGACAAAAGAAAGCGAAAGCAGGAAGCAUCUCUGAAGAAACCGGGGAAUUUGAUGACCUGGUAUCAGCAUUAAGGUCGGGUGAAGUCUUUGACAAAGACUUAUCCAAGCUCAAGCGUAACCGCAAGCGUUCGGGGAACCAAGGCUUAGAUUCAAGCCGGGAGCGGGUGGUGACAAAGCUAAAUUAUUAAUUACAAGAGAAAGAAAAAUAAACAACCGAAAGAAGGUGAUGAAAAAGUGCAAAACAAGGAAGAUGGAUGUGUGUGAUGGCUCCUGGCUGACAGCUGCCCCAAAGGAUUUCUUUGGUCUGUGGCUAGAGACGUUACCUUUCCAUGAUCAGCUUUCCUCUCAUCCCCCCUCUGUGCUCCUAAUUUGAACCAUUAUAAAAGUGCCUCUGUGGAGCCAGCAGGGUCUGUGACUGGGCCAUGCAGAGCUGACAGAUUUGCUUCUGGGAGUUUAUUGUGUCAUCAAAGGCCUCAUGGUGAUGACAGAAAGUACUUGGGCCUUGCAGACUGCCUCACAGCUGGAGAAAGAUAAUUUUCUGUGUGCCAAAGUAAAAAUGUGCUACGAUCUCCAUCUUGCUGAUAAUAAGCAAGACGAAUUUCAGAAGAGCUCUGUAAACACCUGUCACUUCUUCAGGAUCUAGAUUGGCCUUCGGGGGCUUGUCAAGAUGUGGUUUUUGAGGUUACAAGUUCCCUCCCAGAAUUGGAUUUUUAUAAGCCAUAUUGAUUAGAGCCUGAAAAAUACUUUUGAUACCAUGUUCUGUAUAGUAUUUUUGUGUGACCUACAUUGUCCAAUGCAAGUGAUGCUCAGAAGGAAGUAAUUGGUUCUGGAAGAAAAUGGAAUUCAAGAAUCAGGAUCAACAUAAAACAUUUUGCAAAAGUCUGUUGGAUUCUGCUUUUUUAGAAACGAUUUUCUGGAACUUGUUGAUGGUAGAGCCUCAAAGCGAUGAAAUGCCUCUUCUAGGAAAGAAGUUCUGGCUUUUUAGAAAACUAUGCCACUGGCAUGUUGGAGUUACACCUAGAUGAUUGUGGAGCCUGUUGUAAUUGCUGGAGGGUGGGAAGGAAACAACUGAACAUUUCUUACCUGUUUGUGCAAGGUUUCUUAGUGGAGCCCAAUGGAAACUGGGAGCUCCCCAGUAUCAUCCACAGGUCGUAAGUGGCAAAAAGCAAACGGGGUCAAAAGCUGCAAGAAAUGAGAUUUCUUUUCCACUUGAUGCUAGCUGCAAUUGCUGUUGGGAUGGACUGGACUUUCUGUUUAACAGGCUGACCUUCACUGCACACACCCCACUCCUCCUUAGGGGAAUCACAUAGUAUAGUAGGAUAUAAAUGGUGUCAAAGGAGAGCUGUGGAGCCCAUGGCCUGUUCCAUUUAGAAGGGAUUAUUUAGCGUGAACCAGUGGAAGGUCCUGUAAGGAAAACUAAGAACUUUUUUCAGGAGGACACAAAAUUGUGUAAGCCAAGCAGGCUUUGGAGAUGGGUGAAUUCAUAAGAAAAAAAAAAAAAAAAAAAAAGAAAAUUGCAUUUAAGCUACAUGUAUGAAGCACGGACCCCAAGAAGAGGACUGAAUUAUGAAUUUGGCGCAUCUUCAUGGCUCUAGGAAAGGGAUUGGAUUAUGCAGGCUGUUGUGACCUUUUAUUUUUUUUUUUAAAUCUUGUCUUCCUUUUUGAUUAUCUUCCCUGGAGAGGGAAAAGAAAAAAAUGGUGAUGGAUUCUUCCUCCUAGACGAGCAGAAAACAAGAACAUUUGAGAAGAGGGGCCCACCACAUACAAACUAUGCAUCAACAGUAAACAGCGCCAAAAGUCAAGGAAUCCCAGGGAAGUGAAAAAACUCCAUCAGUCACUUUAAUCAUUUGGUUUGAUUUUUUUCUCUGAAUGUCACUUAACCUCAGGCUCUGCACUGAGUCUGCAGAACAGAACUUUCUCUGCCAUGCACGCUGCCUGAUCAGUAUUACACUCUACCAAUAUUGGAGAAACCAACUGUGGUGGUUUUCUGAACACUAAAGUAAUUAUGUAAACUAUGGAAAGAAGCAAAAAAGUCAGAAUUGUUAAACUCUAAUGUUUCAUUGUUUACUGAAUUUCGAGUCUCCCACCCCAGAAUCACCCUAUUUACGACAUUCCAGACUGCCGCGCCUCUGUAUAAUACUCAUCGUAAAGAGCUGGUAUCUUACAAGAGCUGGGUGCAUUCUCCUCCCUUACUAUCCCACUCCCCUUCUGGGAUUAGCUAUUAACAGCAAUAUCCAUUGCAGCGGACACAAGCACCUUGUAGAAGAAAGACUGUAUUUCUUAAAGGUUUUUGAAAGUUUAAGAAAAACUCUCACUUUUUUAAGCAUUUUUAUUUUAAAUUACAAAAUGGAUUUUUAGAAAUGUCUCUUGUAAAUUAUAUUAACAAGCUCCUUGCUGCUCCCUGAAGUAGACAUGCUAUAUCCCAGCCCUGUUUUGUUUGUCUUGUUUUAAAGCAUGCCAUAUAACCUAUGCCAUGUAAGCCAUAUGAGAGGUGAUAAUAUGUGCCAAAUUGGUAUACAGUUGAGUUUAGAUUUUGAUAAUCCCUGAAUUCCAAAGAUGAUGUUUUUAGGGAUUAGGACAUUGUAGAUUUUUCCCCUCUUCAUUCUCCUUGGUUUUAGGACUUACCCAGAAGUUCAGGUGUAGUGCCAAGGUCAGCCCUGGUGCAAGAAGAUGUGACCUGUGGCUCUGUUGAACUUACGGCUGCUUGCUUGCUCCCCAGGUACUUGUUUGAUAAAGCAGGCUGUCAGCAUGGCAGUGCUGUUAGAGAAGAAACAGCUCAGGGCAAAACCCUUGAAUAUAAAUACAGCACCCCCCUUCUGGUAUUUUUCAAACCAGUUUUGUGGUGUGCUUUUUGCAACUGAAGUCACUUUGCCAGGCCACAGAUGUAGCAAAAGCAGGGAGAGUGCUAAGCCCUCUGCCCGUUCGUGUACACAGUUUGGUCCUGAUUUGAAAAGUUGUGUGAUGGUACGCGGCGCUCCAGCCACACUGACGGAGUCAAAGAAAGCUGCUGUAGCUUUGCCACCUCCUCGAUUCAUACACCAGUAAUAAGAGAUUGUGCAACUCCUGUAAAUCAGCUGUGGGAUACGUUAGUGGGACUGACAGACAGCCCAGAGCCAUGCCCCUGAUUCAUUGCAGCUCAGUUUUCCUAGCACUCCACAGCCCCAGACGUUUGGUUUGAAUCUGUGAUGGUGGCUGAAGGCUUCUUUCAGCGUGCUAAACAGUCUCCCCUGGCUGUGCACUCCAUGGUGAAUGUUCAUGAAAAGCAUUUGAUUACUCACUGAGGCAAGCAGUUAUUUCAUUGAAGUGGUGACAGGCGGAGAGGCCCAUUAAUAUGUCUACCAUAUGAGAUGGGGCUGGCCACACAGGAGAUAAGGAAAAAGUUGGCUCUGCUGUAGGGCCUGGCUUCAGAUUUUUGCUGAAGCCAAGUUUGUCCUUGCUUCUAGUCCCUUGGGUGCUGUGAGUGCAGCUAUGCUCUGUUCUUCGUAUUCGGUUGUGCUAGAGUUGCUUAGCGCUGAAGGGAAAAUCUUAUUCCUUGUCCUCUAGUGCUAACACAGCCUGAACAGGUAUGGCAAGCAGUCAGGACACUGAGGCAGAACCUCUUCCCCACACUCUGAGAGCCAGAGAAGAACCAAAGUCUGCUGUUGUCCUUGCAGCUGUGCCUAGCACCAGCAUUUUACGUGGAAAUCACUCUGUCUUUGGAAAUAAGUAGAGGAGGAAGAAAAGUGUAACAGAAGGUUAUAAUUGAGGGCUUGUUCUGCGUUACUCUUCCUACAGAAGUGUAGUUGUUGCUAACUUUAUGGUGAAGUUCUUCACACCUAGAAGAGGAGGUGCUUUCUAAUUCUCCAGAUCUUAUCCAUAGAAGUUUAGUGCUCCCUCAUUUAACUGCGUGUCUCUGCACUGUUCUUAAGCAGAUUGUAUUAGGAUGACCCCAGAAAAGACUGCAGAACUCCCCUACACACACACACCACACUCCCUUUAGUCUGUGUCACUCCUCUCAGUUGGCCAUAAGUCUCUGGCAACACUACAAGGUAAAGUGACUUCAGGGCAGUGAGGCCCUUCCAUGCUGUGCAGCAUAGCUAUCGUCUGGGCACCGGUUCCCUACAAGAGCAGAAGCAGGACUAAUGUUCGGGGAGAGAGACUCCCUGCUAGAGAGACAACUUGAGCAUCCUUCAGAAGCUUUUCUGUAAUGUGUUCACAGUGUCUGAGGAAGGGAAAGGAAUUGUGAAGGGCCCUGAUGGAGAACUGUGGGGCAGGUGUUUCCACAACGGUCAGCCCCACUGGCUGAAUCUUUCCUCUUUUUUAGGAAAGCUCGCACUCUGAGCUGGGUUGCAUGGAGAAGCUUGUGUCAGGAGUUUCUUUGAGGGGAAAGGAAAUCAGUUGUACAGUUGAUGAUGUACAUGAUAUAUGCAGUUUUGUUUCUGGGUUGGUUGUUUUGUUGUUUUGUUUUUCUUUUUUGUUUGGGGGUUAAAUGAUUUUUUUUUUUUAAAAAAAAAAAAAAAAGGUUUUAGGAAUCUCUAAGGGGAACCUGUAAAUCUGACACCUCUAUUUAUUUUGCCUUAUUUUAGUUUGCUAUGUUUGUAUGUAUACACUGCAUUGCAGCAAAGACUAUUGAGACCGUGCCAGGGCAUUACACCAGCGAGACAGCCAGCGUGGCUAUUCAGCAGCAAGUUGAGCCAGGUGAGGGGCUGUGUGUGAGCAGCCUUGGUGUGGGAAGGGACGGAAGGGAAAAAUUCCCUUUUGCUUUCAUCAUAAUCACUCUGCCCCAGUGAUACUCAACCUGGGAAAACGUGGCUUUUAAAGCAUGUGGUGAACUGAUGCAGGUGGGUUAUUUUAGAACACUUCCUAAAGAAAAAAAAAAUAAAUUUCUUGUUAUCAGUCAUGGUUAGAAGAUUAAGAAGAGCAAAACUGCACAGCUGCUAGCUCAAACUUCACCCUUCAACCCAAAUACUGUCUUUAAUGUCAGAGAAGCUUUGAGAGAUGUGUGAAAGUGCUUCAUGCCCUGUAACUUUUCACCAGAGUUAACAUGUUGGUGGGACAAACUUGGACAGUUCUCCUUCCUCAGAGCUAAGAUUCCUUCCCAUCUUCAGGGCCAAGGAAGAAGGAUUUUUGCUACUUUCCCUCUUUCCUCCUCCACUCCACCUCCUCAGAUUAUCCAGGUAAACAAAGUUUUUUGGCAGAUUAGUUUUGUACCCAUGAACUCUCUAGCCAUCACUACAUGUUUAGUGAUGGCUCCUUGGGUUCUGUAUUGGACUUGGGAGAUUUCUGAUUGCCUGCCAUCCAAAGAGUUAGCCACCAUUGGCCACCUUUACUUCUGUUAUUAAAGGAUGAAGAAACCAAUCUACCACAAUUUGGCUAACUAAAAAUGUAGACUUUAUAUAUAUAUAUAUUAAAGCUAUCUGCUACUCUAAGGAGUAGUUUUGAUGACCCGAAUCUCCUAAAGCUGGCCAGAUUAUGCUUGCUGUGCCUGCUGAGAAGGGUGCCAUCAGUUUAGAAAGGCGUUAUGGCACCUAAUUUCUAAAGAGGGUCCGGAUGCUCAGUAGAUCUUGCAAUCCAGAGUCUUAUGUUACUGGUGUUAAUGUAGAAUAGAUCCAGUAUACCCAGUACAAGUUGCUCUGUGUUUACACCAGCAUAAUUCAUAGCAGCAUCUGGAUCAAAACUCCCCUUUAAACAGCUUUGGCUGUUCACAAGAUGUUCCAUGGAGCUUGUGAAGGGCUUUUGCAAAAGUCCUUUCAGCUGUCCACUGCUAGGAGCUCUCAUGCAGCUUAUCUAGAAAAGUCUCUAUGGCAUGUCAUUCACAACCUACCCCUCCCUCCCCAUCUUUACACUUCCCCGUAAAAAGGCUCUUUAGAAGCCUUCGCAGUUUUAGGUUGUAAAGGGAUACCAGGUACCACACUCAACACUUCUCCCUUCCAAACCAUCUCCAUCUUCAGGCACCCUCCACCCCUGCAAGCCUGCUCAGCUUGAAACUUGUAGGUCGUUUUGGGAGGUGCCCCUGCCUGCUGAGCUUGGAAAGUACAGUGCUGCUUACUGAGUGGGAGGCUGCAAGCUGCUGUAAUGCCUUGGCGUAUCCUCAUUUCUUAGUCAGUUUAAGACUAUAAGUGAAUUAAAUGUACAAAUCCUGUAGUGUCCUUUUUAUCUGUAUCUUUUUAUAAGAAUAUACUGUAAUACUAAAAAAAAAAAAAACCACAAAACCAAAAGAAAAAAAAAAAAUUAAAGAUAUAUUGCCCCCA